AUGCCUUACAAAGUCGAGGGGGGCUUGAUGGCCGAGAGGCCUCACGACGACCUGCCUUGGGCAAUUGGGUACUCCGGACUAUGCGCUGCAACCUCGAUCCAGUCAAACUGCAACGACAGCAUCAUCACGUGCGAGAAGCUGAGGCCGUUGGACUUGACAUCGGCCUCUGCGGCACUCAUCAGCCGCAGAAGCCUCGACGGACUGACCGGCAGCGCUCCACCUGGCCAGGCACCAUUGGCAUCCCCAUGGGUUCUUGGGCAGACGACAGAGGCGAAAGGCGCUUCGCAGGAUCAUUGGUAG
This is a messenger RNA of Colletotrichum orchidophilum, 300 nucleotides long. RefSeq lists its product as uncharacterized. Bases 1 to 300 code for a protein of 99 amino acids. The record is from RefSeq and is a predicted model, not a curated record. The transcript is spliced from 2 exons. Lineage: Eukaryota; Fungi; Ascomycota; Sordariomycetes; Glomerellales; Glomerellaceae.